AUGGAGACUAAGAAAGUGCAAUGGCAGAUUCUGGAGAUCACCAAGUGGGAAGAAGGAACCCUCAAGUCUGAGAGAUUCGUCGCCGGCGAUUGCGAAUGGAUCAUUGUUGCCAAGUUAAAGAACGUUUGCGGUGAAGAUUAUCUCUCUCUAUUUCUGCGUUGUUGUACCGAUAAGGGAGCAAGGGACUACGGUUGUCGAGACAUUUUCGCCGAUUACAAUUGUCGAGACAUUUUCGCCGAUUACAGCUUCAUCGUCGUCAACCGAUUGUGGGGAGCCAAAUCAUCAUUAAUCGAAGGUGGGAAACGCCAUUUUAGAGUAGGUGGGAAAGGCUGGGGAUUCAAAUCUUUGAUUCGACUGGGAGAUCUUCUCAAGCCCCUGAAAGGGUUCCUUGCGAAUGAUGAUAUCCUUAUUCGAGCUCAUGUUUCUACAGUUAAACAAGAAUCGACAUGGUUGUCUGAUCUUGAUGAUAGAACCCGGGAGGAAUACACGCCUAGAACUCAUCAUCAGGCAGGAGCAGCAGCAGCGGAUUCUGAUACAACUGAAGAAACGGACAUUGGUUCUGAGGCACCAUUAAUUCGAGCUCAUGUUUCUAAAGAAGAAUCGACAUGGUUGUCUGAUUUUGAGGAUAGAACCCAGGAGGAAGACACACCUGGAACUCAUCAUCAGGCAGGAGCAGCAGCAGCAGCAGCAGCAGCGGAUUCUGAUACAACUGAAGAAACGGACAUUAAUUCUGAAGCAUCUGCUGAUCAUCAAGAAGAAGAGGAAGAAGCAUCCGAUUCUGACACAUCUGAAGAAACGGACAUGAAUUCUGAUGCACCUGCUGAUCACCAAGAAGAAGAGGAAGAAGCAUCAGAUUCUGACACAUCUGAAGAAACGCACAUGAAUUCUGAUGCACCUGCUGAUCACCAAGAAGAAGAGGAAGAAGCAUCGGAUUCUGUCACGGAUGAAGAAACGGACAUGAAUUCUGAUGCACCUGCUGAUCACCAUCAACAACCUAAUGGCGUCAUAGCUGGAUCCAUCGCGGAACCAAUGAAUGAGAGGCUCUCCUCCGGACGCAGAAUUGAUUGUGUAGCUCAUCAGGAUCCUGAAAGGCUUCAGGCUACCACUUUAUCAGGUCAAGAGGAGCAGCCUACUGAUCAGCCUGAUGGUGCCAACAACCCUCCAACGAAAGAGUCCCUUCAAGAACAGAGAAAUGAAGCUGUUGAACAACCAGCAGCUACGGUUUUGGAUUCAGCUACCGAAGGGCCUCCAUUAUCGAGUCAGCUCGCCGGGCAUGUUAAUAUUACUGAAAUUAAUGAUCAGAGCUCCCAGCCCCGCUCAAUAACAAGUUUGCUAUCAGCUUCAAGAAACUUGAGAGCAGAACUUUCAGCCGCGACCAGCAAUAUGAAAUGCGCUGCAGACGAUUCUUCUGCCUCACUAGUGCAACAGCAACGAGAAAAAAUGAUUGCCUACUUGAACAUGCCGCUCGUAGAGAUCCACAAAACCGAUUCGUUCGAAGAUGUCGAGGAGACUGCUCUCCUAUUUGCUGAUCCAAGUGAUGAGACAACUGUGAAGGGCUUAAUUUUGGAACUCAAACGCGGCGUAUCUGGCUCCAUGCAUGUCAUCGAAACUUCCCAUGCCACUGAAGCUUCUGUGGCACAGAGGAAUGAGGACGUGGAAGCGAGGCUUGUUCACAGGCAGAAGCAGUUGAGCUGCUUGGAGGGUGAAUUUUUCCGACUUGGGGAAGAAGGAAAGAAGCUUGAUGCUGAAAUCCAGCAAUUGAUUGCUCGUAAGAUCAGGGUUGAGGAUCAGACGAAGACCACCGUUGGUGCAUUGAGGAAGACGAGGGAGAGAGCUUGCAAGGAAUUGGAAGAGGCCAAGGAGCAAAGCAACAAACGGAAGCGGGCUUCUGAGAAUCGGUUGGUUGCCGAGGAGAAUCUUGCUCAGUUCAAUACAAGUUGGAAGCUUUUGAAGUCUACGUUGGGAUUGUGA
Molecule: messenger RNA, 1971 nt
Organism: Linum tenue
Lineage: Eukaryota; Viridiplantae; Streptophyta; Magnoliopsida; Malpighiales; Linaceae
Source: the annotation of a GenBank genome assembly